Molecule: messenger RNA, 3251 nt
Organism: Momordica charantia (bitter melon)
Lineage: Eukaryota; Viridiplantae; Streptophyta; Magnoliopsida; Cucurbitales; Cucurbitaceae
Gene: SAMTL
Product: mitochondrial substrate carrier family protein
Biological process (GO): transmembrane transport
Molecular function (GO): calcium ion binding
Source: RefSeq, a predicted model, not a curated record
CCUUCCAGUCUUCAACUGCUGGUUCCUCCUCCUUCUGCUUCGUCUGCCACUCGUCUCUCUCGGUUUCGAACAAAGCAAAAAACAAAGCCAUUCCCCAAAUUCCACUCGCCUCCUUCUCGAGUUUCUCCGAACUCGGCUUCAUUGGCGAGCUAGAACUCUCUCCAUCUCUGUUUCUUUCUGCACAAAUGGAUUGUUCUUGAGCCCCCCUGCCGAAAUGUGUGAUACGCAUCGAUUUCAACUCCGUUUGUUUGGGUUUUAUCGGUUCCGGAUUCAGCAAUCGCGCUCCUACUUUUGUCUAAUCUCUUUUCUCGCUUCCACACACCGCCUGCAGUCCGGCGAUUUCGUUGAAAGUUUGUGUGGUUUAUGAGUUGUUAGUAAUGGUGUCUGCUAAUGACCCAAUCGAAUCGUUUUUCAACUCGAUUCAAGUUGUUAAAGAAGCGCUUUCCCCUGUCGAAUUGGGCUUCCGGAAAGUUGCGAAAGAUCUUGAGUAUUGUCUGCCGGGACAUAAGAAUGAGGAGAAUUUCAUUAGAUUGAUUUUGCGACCUAAGGAUGAGGAUAAGCAGAGCAAAGCUGAGAUCUAUGGUGCGAAGAAGCGGGGUUCCUGUGGCGCUGGGGAUAAGCGGAAGCAAGGGUUAUCGAUUAAGGUUCCAGUAAAGGCUCUCUUCGGAAACUUUGCACGGAAUCCGGGGAAUUCGGAGGUUUCUGAGAGCGCAUUGAAAGAGGAAGAUUUCGCUAAGGAGGAGGCCUCUUGUGCAAACUGUUUGCAGUUUGCACUCUCGUGGUCUUUGUUGGUUAACAAUGUCGUUCAGGCACUUCCCCGUCCUUUUAAAACAAUUAAGAAGCGAUUACAGAAAACGGAUGAGGAAGAAAAAGUAGGUUUGUGCAGGAAGCAAAAAAUUUCACGUGAGUCAAAACAAAGGGAAAUGGAGAGACAACAUACUAAACCAUUUCAGGGAAGUUUGACGCAUGAUGAUGGAAAACAUGUAUCAUUUGAAUGCUUAAUAGGUUUUGUUUUUGAUCGGUUGACACAGAAUCUUCAUAAGUUCGAUCAAGAUGGGGCAGGAAAUCUUGAUAAGAGCUAUGAUCCUCCUCCACAGUCGCCAGUGGCCCCUCAGGUUGAUCAUUUCAAGGUUGUAGCAAACAUUUGGGAAGGUCGAAAGGCAGAAGUAAAUGGGUUUUUCGGGAACUUGCGUUUUGCAAGAGUUGGAGGUGCUCCAUCAGGCAUAGUUGGAGUCACUUCUUCUGUGAACGAGGGGGAUGAUGGGGUUUCUGCUCAGAAUAGGGAAGAAACUAGUGGCAUUUCACCCCAGAAAGUGGCGAGUGGUAUUCUUAGCAUUCCUCUUUCUAAUGUUGAACGCUUGAGAUCCACAUUAUCUACAGUGUCAUUGACGGAGCUUAUCGAGCUUUUACCACAAAUAGGGCGGUCAUCUAAAGACUAUCCAGACAAGAAGAAGCUAAUCUCAGUCCAGGAUUUCUUCAGAUACACAGAGGCUGAAGGAAGGAGGUUCUUUGAGGAGCUGGAUAGAGAUGGUGAUGGCCAAGUGACUAUGGAGGAUCUUGAGAUUGCAAUUAGAAAGAGAAAAUUGCCCAAACGAUAUGCUCGGGAGUUCAUGAAUCGCACAAGAAGUCACAUAUUCUCGAAGUCAUUUGGUUGGAAGCAAUUUUUAUCCUUCAUGGAACAGAAGGAACCAACCAUUCUACGUGCGUAUACUUCUCUCUGUCUGAGCAAGUCUGGGACUUUGCAAAAAAGUGAAAUAUUGGCGUCACUUAAAAAUGCUGGACUUCCUGCCAAUGAAGACAAUGCCGUUGCUAUGAUGCGGUUUUUGAAUGCAGACACCGAAGAAUCCAUCUCAUAUGGACAUUUCCGGAAUUUUAUGCUUCUUCUUCCUUCAGAUAGACUGCAGGAAGAUCCUCGGAGUAUCUGGUUUGAAGCUGCUACUGUUGUUGCUGUUCCACCACCGGUGGAAAUACCUGCUGGCAGCGUUCUAAGAUCUGCAUUGGCUGGAGGCCUUUCUUGUGCACUGUCUACUUCUUUAAUGUUCCCAAUUGAUACAAUUAAGACUCGCGUACAGGCAUCAACGUUGACUUUCCCUGAAAUCAUAUCCAAGCUUCCACAGGUUGGUGUGCGAGGUCUGUACCGGGGUUCAAUUCCUGCCAUUCUAGGACAAUUUUCAAGUCAUGGUUUGCGAACUGGAAUAUUUGAAGCAACUAAACUUGUUUUGAUAAAUGUAGCUCCAACACUCCCAGACAUACAGGUCCAAUCCCUUGCAUCGUUCUGCAGUACAUUUUUGGGGACUGCGGUUCGGAUUCCGUGUGAGGUUCUAAAGCAGAGGUUGCAGGCAGGACUCUUUGACAAUGUAGGUCAGGCAAUUCUGGGGACUUGGAACCAAGAUGGCCUAAAGGGAUUCUUCCGUGGGACUGGUGCCACUCUUUGUAGGGAAGUUCCAUUCUAUGUUGCCGGCAUGGGACUUUAUGCUGAAUCCAAAAAGGCUGUCCAGAAGCUUCUUUCGCGCGAGCUCGAGCCCUGGGAAACAAUUGCGGUAGGGGCAUUGUCGGGCGGGCUAGCUGCCGUUGUUACUACACCCUUCGACGUGAUGAAGACAAGAAUGAUGACAGCUCAGGGUCGAUCUGUUUCAAUGUCAUUUGUUUUCAUUUCGAUUCUUCGCCACGAGGGCCCCAUCGGCCUAUUCAAAGGAGCACUGCCCAGGUUCUUCUGGAUUGCCCCCUUGGGUGCCAUGAACUUUGCAGGCUAUGAACUCGCAAGGAAAGCAAUGGACAAAAACGACGAGCUUGCAGCAGCUGACCAAUUGUCCCAAAAGAAAGCAGCCGCAGCUGGUUCUGCUUAAAACUCUCAACCCCUUUUUUGGAUCAUAAAGGCCGUGGUUUUGAGGCAAAUCUUGUCCACGUAAAACCCGCACUCUCCCUCUGGGUUUUAUUUUUCCUGGCUAUACUGUUAAAAGGAAUCACUUGGAUUUUUCAUCUGUCGACAUCACUGCCAUUUUAUGUUUCUUUCAAUCGAACUUUUUAGCUUUGUCAUUUUUCUGGAAACAUUUGAGCUUCCCUUACUCUGCCAAUUUAGAUUCAAAUACAUGUCUAAUGUAUUUUCCUUGAACAAGUUCAAAGUGCACAUUUUUGUACAUUUAUGCCACCCUCCAAGCUUUUCAACUUUUACUUUGAUAUCAAUACUGUGUACAUGUAAGGUUGAAGUUCUGCUUGAUUUCUCAUGAAUGUAACCUAAAGUAGAUGAUAAA